Cynoglossus semilaevis (tongue sole) is the source of this 6858-nucleotide messenger RNA. RefSeq names its product UDP-glucose glycoprotein glucosyltransferase 1 (gene uggt1). Gene Ontology annotation, cellular component: endoplasmic reticulum. The record is from RefSeq and is a predicted model, not a curated record. The transcript has 41 exons. Gene Ontology annotation, molecular function: UDP-glucose:glycoprotein glucosyltransferase activity. Lineage: Eukaryota; Metazoa; Chordata; Actinopteri; Pleuronectiformes; Cynoglossidae. Gene Ontology annotation, biological process: ERAD pathway. Bases 52 to 4692 code for a protein of 1546 amino acids.
CUGUGGAAACCUGACGCUCGCUGACUGGACCCUCCUACUCCCAGUGGAACUAUGGAAGUAGGAAGCUUCAGAACCGGCUUCAUCGGCAUAGGUGUAAGAAUGUGGCUUCUGUGGGCCCUGCUGUUCUCCCUGGUCAGCGCAUCGUCUGCGGGUGCAGACUCCAAAGCUGUCACCACCACCCUGACUACUAAAUGGGCUGAUACCCCUCUGCUGCUGGAGGCCAGUGAGUUCUUGGCAGAGGAGAGCCAAGAGAAGUUCUGGGACUUUGUUGAGAGCAAUCAAAACAUCGAAGGAGAGCACGAUGACACAGACCAGGCCUACUAUGAGCUGAUAGUGAAGAAAGCCAGUGCCUUGCUCAGCUCCGUCCAGCUGAACAUGCUGAAGUUUGCCCUGUCCCUGAGAGCGUACUCUGCCACCGUUCACUCCUUCCAACAGAUAGCCUCCAAUGAGCCUCCUCCAUCUGGCUGCUCAGCCUUUUUCAAUGUCCAUGGAGAGAAGACGUGUGAUGCUGAUGGCUUAGACGCUCUGCUGAAAAUGGCACCUGAACGCCCAAAGCCCUAUCUCUUCAAAGGAGACCACAAAUACUCUGGAUCAAACCCAGAUGCUCCUGUUGUCAUUCUGUACGCCGAGUUUGGAAAACCACACUUCAGAGAUCUUCAUGAAGUUGUAGCGUCCAAAGCCAGAGAAGGACUGGUGACCUAUGUGCUCCGGCAUUAUCUGGCAAAUUCUAAUGAGCGGAAAGUGUAUCUGUCUGGAUAUGGAGUGGAGCUGGCAAUCAAAAGUCAGGAGUACAAGGCAAAAGACGACACACAAGUCCAAGGAACAGAGGUGAAUGCUACAGUGAUCGGAGAGAAUGAUCCAGUGGACGAGGUCCAGGGAUUCCUUUUUGGCAAACUCAAGACAAUUUACCCAGAGCUGAAAGAACAGCUGAAAGAGUUGAGGAAGCACUUGGUUGAAAGCACCAAUGAAAUGGCUCCUCUCAAAGUCUGGCAAAUGCAGGAUCUGAGUUUCCAAACAGCAGCUCGCAUUCUCGCUGCUCCUGCUGUAGAAGCCCUCAACGUCAUGAAAGACCUCAGUCAGAACUUUCCCACAAAAGCCAGAUCCAUCACAAAAACAGUGGUCAACUCAGAGAUACGUAAAGAAAUUGGUGACAACCAGAAGUUUUUCAAAGGGACUCUGGGUCUGCAGCCUGGAGACUCGGCCCUCUUCAUCAAUGGGCUUCACAUUGAUAUGGACACACAGGACAUCUUCAGUGUGUUUGAGAUCCUGCGCAGUGAGGCCAGAGUGAUGGAGGGCCUUCGCUCUCUUCUCAUCGAUACGCCGUUCAUCCACGACAUCCUGAAGCUCAACGUCCAGCCGUCUGACUCUGACUACGCCGUGGACAUUCGGAACUCGGCCAUCAAUUGGAUCAACAACCUGGAGGCUGACCACAGGUACAGCUCCUGGCCCUCCAACGUUCAGGAGCUGCUCAGACCAACCUUCCCUGGAGUCAUCAGACAGAUACGCAAAAACUUUCACAACCUGGUGAUGAUUCUGGACCCGAGUCAGGAGAGUGCCUCUGAACUGCUGAGUGUUGCAGAGAUGUUUUACGCCAACAACAUCCCACUCAGGAUUGGUUUGGUGUUUGUGGUGUCUGAUGAAGAUGACAUAGACGGGAUGCAGGACCCAGGUGUGGCACUGGUGCGGGCCUACAACUACAUCAGUGAUGAAGUGAACAGUCAGAGCGCCUUUGAAGCUGUUAUUUCGAUGUUUAAUCGGGUGCCUGUUGGUGCAAAGCUGAGUGUUGGAGAUGUAGUAAAGGUUCUUGAGAAGAGGUUCCCCUACGUGGAGGUCAGCAGUGUCCUGGGGGCUGACUCCAGCUACGAUAGCAACAGGAAGGAAGGUCGAGCGUACUAUGAGCAGACGGGAGUGGGACCGCUGCCUGUGGUCAUGUACAAUGGAAUCCCGUACCAGCGUGAGCAGCUGGACUCUGAUGAGCUGGAGACUGUUACCAUGCAGAAGAUCCUGGAGACCACGUCCUUCUAUCAGAGGGCGGUCUACCUGGGUGAACUGGUUUCAGACCAAGAUGUCGUGGACUUCAUCAUGAAUCAGCCAAAUGUUGUUCCUCGAAUCAACCCCAGAGUUCUGUCCACCAGUAGAACAUACCUGGACCUGUCUGAUACUAAUAACUACUUUGUGGAUGACUACGCUCGCUUCUCAACUCUGGACACAAAAGAGAAGAGCACCGCUGUGGCCAACAGCAUGAACUACAUGACCAAGAAAGGGAUGACCACCAACAACAGGCAUGAUGAUGGCUACAUUCGCCCAGUGACCUUCUGGGUGGUGGGAGACUUUGACCGCCCCUCUGGACGAAAACUCCUCUACGAUGCCAUCAGACACAUGAAAACCAGCAACAACAUUCGUCUGGCAAUGAUCAACAACCCAUCAACCGAUCCGUCUGCCGAGACGACCCGCGUGGCCCGAGCGAUCUGGGCUGCCAUGCAGACACAAAGUGCCAACAACGCCAAGAACUUCAUCACAAAAAUGGCCAAAGAGGAAACGGCUGCCACGCUGCAGGAGGACACCGACAUAGGGGACUUUGCUGUGGGGGGUAUGGACGUUGUUUUAUUCAAGAGUGCGUAUGAUAGUCCCCAAUUUGAUGUCCUGCGCUCCCACGCCACCUACUGCAGAGACGUGCUGAAGCUGAAGAAAGGACAGAGAGCAGUGAUCAGCAAUGGAAGAAUCAUUGGUCCCCUGGAAGAUGAAGAGGUCUUCAACCAGGACGACUUCCUGCUUCUGGAGAGCAUCAUUCUGAAGACGUCAGGAGAGAGAAUAAAGAAUAAAGUCCAACAUUUUGAAAUUGAGGAAGACAGGGCCAGCGACCUGGUGAUGAAAGUGGACGCUCUGCUGUCCUCACAGCCAAAGGGAGAAGCUCGGGUUGAAUAUGACUUUGCUGACGAUCGAUACAGUGCCGUGAAGAUCCGUCCUAAGGAGGGAGACAUGUACUUUGAUGUUGUUGCUGUGGUGGAUCCAGUCACUAGGGACGCACAGAAACUGGCCCCACUCCUAACAGUGCUGAAGCAGCUGGUAAACGUCAACAUGCGUGUUUUCAUGAAUUGCCAGUCCAAGCUGUCAGAAAUUCCACUCAAAAGUUUUUAUCGCUACGUGUUGGAGCCGGAGGUGAUGUUUCAGAGCGACGGCAGUUAUUCUCCCGGGCCCUUGGCUAAAUUCCUGGACAUGCCUCAGUCUCCUCUCUUCACUCUGAACCUGAACACCCCUGAGAGUUGGAUGGUGGAGUCUGUCCACACUCGCUAUGACCUGGACAACAUCUACCUGGAGGAGGUGGACAAUAUCGUGGCUGCCGAGUAUGAACUGGAGCAUCUUUUGUUGGAAGGUCAUUGUUUUGACGUCAGUUCAGGUCAGCCUCCACGUGGGCUGCAGUUCACACUGGGAACGGCCUCGGAGCCGGUCAUUGUGGACACCAUCGUCAUGGCGAACCUGGGUUACUUUCAGCUCAAGGCCAACCCCGGUGCCUGGAUCCUGAAGCUGAGAAAGGGACGCUCAGAUGAAAUCUACAAGAUUUACAGCCAUGACGGCACAGACUCUCCAGCCGACUCCGAUGAUGUCAUCGUCGUCCUGAACAACUUCAAGAGCAGGAUCAUCAAAGUCAAGGUCCAGAAGAAAGCCGACAAACUGAACGAAGAAUUACUCAGUGAUGGAACAGAAGAAAACGACACAGGCUUCUGGGAGUCCCUCACCAGUUUGUUUUUGUCUUUCAGAGGAUUUACGGGUGGAGGGAAGGUAGAAGAAGUGAAGCAGGACAAAGAUGAUGUCAUCAACAUCUUCUCCGUGGCUUCAGGUCAUCUGUACGAGAGGUUCCUCAGGAUCAUGAUGCUGUCAGUUCGGAAACACACUAACACUCCUGUCAAGUUCUGGUUCCUCAAGAACUACCUGUCCCCAACCUUCAAGGAGUUCAUCCCCCACAUGGCGAAGGAGUACGGCUUCCAGUACGAGCUGGUUCAGUACAAGUGGCCUCGUUGGUUACACCAACAGACGGAGAAGCAGAGGAUCAUCUGGGGGUACAAGAUCCUGUUUCUGGACGUCCUCUUUCCUCUGGCCGUGGACAAGAUCCUGUUUGUGGAUGCCGACCAGAUUGUGCGAACAGACCUGAAGGAGCUCCGUGACCUGGACCUGGAAGGAGCUCCCUACGGUUACACUCCGUUCUGCGAAAGCCGCAGGGAGAUGGACGGGUACCGUUUCUGGAAGUCUGGAUACUGGGCCAGUCAUCUGGCUGGACGCAAGUAUCACAUCAGUGCCCUCUACGUGGUCGACCUGAAGAAAUUCAGGAAAAUAGCAGCAGGAGAUCGACUCAGAGGACAGUACCAGGGUCUGAGCCAAGACCCUAACAGUCUGUCUAAUCUGGACCAGGAUCUGCCCAACAACAUGAUCCACCAGGUUCCCAUCAAGUCUCUGCCUCAGGACUGGCUCUGGUGUGAGACCUGGUGUGACAACAGCUCCAAGAAGAACGCCAAGACCAUCGACCUGUGUAACAACCCCAUGACCAAGGAGCCCAAACUGCAGGCUGCAGUCAGGAUCGUGGCAGAGUGGACGGACUAUGACCAGGAGAUCAAACGUCUGCAGACCAGGGUCCAGGAGGGGGCAACCCUGAGACCACAGGAGCAGCAGGGAACAGACUCCCACACAGAGCUGUGAAGAGAGAGAUCGUGGCGAGUCCUUGAACCAGACUCUGUUUCAAGAGUCUGUCUCUCUGUCUGUCUUCACGAAGAGAAGCUGCUCCUGGACUCUGGACACUCUGACCUCACAUCACAUUUGACUCACCCUCAGAAAAGAACAGCAUGUGAAGGAGAACGUCAGCGGUCAGGUCCAAGGGGCUUCUCUAAUUGUCUGUGUGUGUGAGAGAAAGUGAGAGAGAGCAGGUGUGAGUGAGUGAACCUUUUGAGUGAGUGAGUGAGUGAGUGAACGAACCUUUUUUUUUUCUAAAUUCCUGUCUCUCGUUGAUGUUUGCACUGACUGGUGUUGUUCCUGUGGUGGAGGUCUCUUUCUGGAUCUUUCUGUUUUCCUGGUGGUGGGAGAAGAAUUCUGCAACGUGAACUCUACGGUUCUAAACGUCUGACAGUUGGUGGCUCAGUUGUCUGACCUUUAGAACCAGAGCUGGGCCAAAUAAGGACAUUGACAACAUCUGUGUCAUAAAUUAAUUUAUGACUGUCAACAAAAAAACCUGACGGUCACUGACUGUUAUUUACUGCAUAAAUAAAGAGAAAUUGUUUUUUUUCCCCCACAAAUUUCCCUAAAUCACUAGAACUCACUCCCAAUCUUGGAGUGGCUACAGUGGGUCUGGAGGAUCGUUGUCUAAACUAUUUUCCAACCAAGUUUAUUUUAUUUCACCAAAGCAGAUGAAAUAAAUAAUUGACCAGAUGUAGGGACUGUUUUCAUCACAUCAGUGUCUGACUGUUUUUAAUAGUUAGAAUACUGACACAAGAAAUCUGCAUUUAAAAGGAUUUUUUUUCUCUGGCAGAAACACAGGACAAAAAAAAUGCAUAAAAACAAAUCACUUAAACUGAACACCACAUGUUACACAGGAAGUGUUUGGACCUGGGGGUUCUUCAGCGGUGAUAAAAACCUGUACUGUAGUUUGAAAGCUAACGGCUCAUUUACUGUCUCCUCUGUGGCUUUUCCUUCUUGUUAAGAAGCCCCCCCAAAAGACUUUUUCUGUCGGGGGGGUUUGUUGAAUCUGGUCCCUGUUUGUGUUGUUGCUUAAAUCAUCUUUUGCACUGAUGAUUACUAAAAUGCUGAUUUUUUUUUUUAAUAAUUUCUCAGCCAAGUACAAAUGAGCCACAGCUCUGACACAGGUCUUUGGCCAGUGGUUAGAGACGUCUACUCUGAAUGGUUCUGAUGACAUUUUUAAAGACAAAUGCUACAUUACUAAAAUGCUGAAGAUUAUCAGUCAUCAAGGUCAUUUUAUCCAAAAAUUGUUACAUCAAGGUCAACUGAGUAGGUUUUUUUUUUGGAAUCUCUCAUCCAAGAGGCUUCUUCAGUUCUGGAAGCCUCUUGGAUGAGAGGUGAAACGUCUUCAAGAAACCUACUCUGUCCAGUUGCCCUCGAUGUAACUAUUUUUGGCUACAGUUAAUACUUUCCCUAAUAAAUUGGCAUGAAUAUUUAAAAAUUGAAUGACUUACUGAUGCUUUUUUUAACUUUCUUUAGCUGCAGAAACUUCCUGAUCUUAGACUCUCAUUGAGCCGUGUUUAAACCCUGUACGAGUUAAAAGCCUGAGAGUUUGUUCAUCUGAGAUCAUCAAACUGUAAAAGGGAUAAAAUGCAGUGGAGAUCAUUUGAGUUUUCUGCUGCUCCGUUCUUUACGCUGCUGUUUUAGCUGCUGUGUCAUGUUGGUAAAAAGCUCUGUGUAUUUUCAUAAAUGUAUUUGACAUAAUACUCCUCAGCCCUUUGGUAUGUGUGUAUUUGACAUUCUGAACUGGGGACAGGAAUAAAAGUUUUCAUACGGUGAAAAGUGAUGGAUUUAUGGGAAAAACUGUCCUAAUUACUAGGUUUGGAAAUAUCUAUGACAGAUAUUAGCUAUGCCCAUAUCCCUUAGCUGUUAAGCUUUUUUUCCACACUAACAGGUAAGUUGUUUUGUUAUUGAACCUGGCACUAAAUUGAAUUUAACUCCUUGUUGCUAAAGUACUGUAUUUAAAAACUAAAGUUGUUAAAGGUUUCAGACUUUUAUUGUGUUCCAUUUGAAAAAAAUGUUUUACAAAAAAAGGUAACAUUCAUUUUUUACACCAAAUUUUCCAUUAAAAAAAUCACUUAAAAUAAAGGUUUUGAUACAUCAAAUUGCGUUAACUAACGUAAUGGCUUCUAUAAA